Messenger RNA from Ascochyta rabiei, 1128 nucleotides. RefSeq lists its product as uncharacterized. Gene Ontology annotation, molecular function: dioxygenase activity. Bases 1 to 1128 code for a protein of 375 amino acids. NCBI's taxonomy places the organism in Eukaryota, Fungi, Ascomycota, Dothideomycetes, Pleosporales, Didymellaceae. The transcript has 3 exons. The record is from RefSeq and is a predicted model, not a curated record.
AUGUUGGCGACUGCCACAUCCACAGAAGAAUCCUGGGUCUACUACCACGACGGGGGCAUUCCUGGCCGUCGAAAAGUCAGGACGGGCGUAGCAGCCAACCCUUCUUUCAAUGAGCUCCCCAAGAUUGACUUCCAGCGCAUAUACUCAAAUGAACUGUCAGAUCGUCAGGAGCUGGCCGAGGAGGUCGGAGUUGCCUGUCGAGAUGUAGGAUUCUUCUACGCCGUAAAUCACGGUGUUGAUCAAAACCUGCUGGAAGACACUUUCGAUGCGUUGAAGAGGUUCUUUGAUCUGCCACCAGGAGUAAAAAUGGAAACAUAUGAUCAAAAGACAGCAAAAUUUAGAGGGUAUGAAGCCUUUCUAGAAGGGAAAUUGGACCCCAGUACAAGAGGAGAUCUGAAGGAAGGUUUCCUCAUGGGCGAAGACGCCACAGAUCCAGAGCAGAACCGAUCCAUAACCCCCUCCACCGUAGAGCCGCGAAACGAAUGGCCAACCCACCCCUCGGCACUCUUCUGGCGACCGGCAAUCUAUCGCUACUACAACGCCAUGUACACCUUCAGCAAACGCCUUUUGCGCAUCUUCGCCCUCGCUCUCGAGCUCCCGGAAACCGCCUUUGACGAGAUAACCACCUCUCCCAUGACCAACGUCCGCGCCGUACACUACCCACCCCAGGAGCACGAAACCGACGUCGGCAUCGGCGCACACACCGACUUCUGCUGGUUUACGCUGGUCUGCCAAUCCGCCACCGCGCAGCCCGCGCUGCAAGUCCUCAACGCAAACGGCGUCUGGGUUCCCGUGCACCCGCAGCCGCACACGUUUGUGGUCAACAUUGCGGAUUUCCUCAAGCUGGUUACAGGCAGUACGUGGCAGAGCACCGUGCACAGGGUACGCAACACGGGCGGGGAGGAGCGCUACAGCAUGCCGUUUUUCUUUAGCCCGAAUGAGGAUGCCAGAGUCAGUGUGCUGGAGCGGUUCAGGAAAGCGGGGGUGUCGUAUGACGAGUUCGGAGUGGGCGAGUAUUUUCAAAAAGAGGUUAGAUAUCGAUCGUACGACCCAUCUUCGUGGCGAGGAGGCGGGGGAGAAGAGAGGGUGUUGAGGCUUGACUGUGCGGCUUUGGUAAAACGACGAUGA